UCUACAGAUGACAUCAUUCGAGCGCGCCCGUUCGUAGAAUGUUCUGGCAACUUGCUAGGCGGCUAGCAUGAGGAAAAGGGGAUUUCGGUCCAUUAUUUGUUUGAUACAAAACUAUUGAAAGCACAAAACAAUGGUGCUGACGCCGCUUGUUUACUGGGCUCAACGCCAUGAAGACAUUUACCUGCGGGUGGAGCUGACGGACGUUCAGAACAUUGAUGUCCAUGUGCAUGAAAACAUGCUUCACUUUACAGCCCUGGGUCACGGUGCUAAGGGGCAGAACCAGUACGAGUUCAGCCUGGAGUUCCUUUUACCUGUAAAGACAGAGGUGGCUCACAAGUCCACUCAGCGGCAGGUGAACGUCACCGUUAGGAAGCAGCAGAGAGGCUGGUGGGAAAGAUUGACCAAACAGGAACGUAAGCCGCUCUUCUUGGUUCCGGACUUCGACCGCUGGCUCGAUGAGUCAGACGCCGAGAUGGAGAUCAGGAAAAAUGAGGAGAGAAGGAACAAGCUGAAGGAUCCUCAGCAUGAUGAGGAAGGGUUCAUCAGUCUGAAAACAGCAUUUUUGUUUAUGUAUAACUUAGUACAGUUCCUUGGCUUUUCAUGGAUCUUUUUCAACAUGACCUUUCGCCUCCUCAGGUUCGGCCGAGAUUCUUUCUACGACACAUUUCACACCAUAUCGGACAUCAUGUUCUUCUGCCAGAUCCUGGCGGCCGUCGAGGUUCUCAACGCUGCUUUUGGCAUCGUCAGGACCGGCGUUAUCCCAACUCUUAUACAGGUGGUUGGAAGGAAUUUCAUCCUCUUCAUCAUUUUUGGCAGCUUGGAAGAAAUGCACAAUAAGUCGGUGGUUUUCUUUGUUUUCUACCUGUGGAGCGCCAUUGAAAUAUUCAGGUAUCCAUUCUACAUGUUGGGAUGUUUCAACACAGAGUGGAAGAUCCUCACAUGGCUGCGAUACUCAUUGUGGAUACCGCUCUACCCUCUAGGGGUCAUAGCUGAGGCUGUUGCCGUGAUUCAGUCCAUUCCCAUCUUUGACGAGACCCGACUGUUCAGCAUUCCUCUGCCCAAAACCAUCGGCCUCUCUCUGAGCUUCUCCUACGUCCUGCGUGUAUACAUCAUUCUCAUGUUUCUGGGACUCGUUAUCAACUUUCGUCAUCUCUACAAGCAAAGGAAGAAGCGUUUCCGCACCAAGAAGAGGAAGGCACAUUGAUGCACUGUCACUGCCUGUUUUAAAAGUUCUCAUGUUGAUGUGUUCUUCUUUUCCUGCUGCUAAUUGGUUCCUCUUGAUGGUUUACUGGGACUACUCUUUAAGAACCUUUACUACACCCUCUUCCCAUUUUGUUAAUGAUAGUGGAAGGCUUGGCUAUUUUGAUUUUAAGCUGCUACUGUAUUAGUGCUCAUUUGAUUGGUUUACAGUAUUUUUGAAUAUCAUCUUUUGAGAAUGAAUCACUACAGCCCUCAGGGUGAAAACUAGAUGACCAAUGCUUUCUUACCUUGACUUGUGAAAGACACUUACCAGCCACUUAUUUAGGUACACAUCAUCUGAUAAGCCCCACCACAAAAGCUUGAUUUCUGUGACACUGUCAAAAGUAAUUCAAUAAUUUCAUCAUUGUGUUUUGGGGUGUAGAACAAGGUAUUUUUACACCAUUGCAAAGUGUAACCACAAUAAUAAACAUUGCUAAAUUAAUACCUCUCACAGUACU
Entelurus aequoreus (snake pipefish) is the source of this 1697-nucleotide messenger RNA. RefSeq names its product 3-hydroxyacyl-CoA dehydratase 3 (gene hacd3). Gene Ontology annotation, biological process: fatty acid elongation; very long-chain fatty acid biosynthetic process; sphingolipid biosynthetic process. Gene Ontology annotation, cellular component: endoplasmic reticulum membrane. Bases 131 to 1204 code for a protein of 357 amino acids. Gene Ontology annotation, molecular function: 3-hydroxyacyl-CoA dehydratase activity. Lineage: Eukaryota; Metazoa; Chordata; Actinopteri; Syngnathiformes; Syngnathidae. The record is from RefSeq and is a predicted model, not a curated record. The transcript is spliced from 11 exons.